Messenger RNA from Rhizophagus irregularis DAOM 181602=DAOM 197198, 330 nucleotides. RefSeq lists its product as uncharacterized. Lineage: Eukaryota; Fungi; Glomeromycota; Glomeromycetes; Glomerales; Glomeraceae. The record is from RefSeq and is a predicted model, not a curated record.
AUGCCAUUGCUAAUUUUCGAUUGGAAUAAUGAUGGAUUUAAUGAUGUUGAAACUUCUCCUGGCUGUCGUAACGGGGUUGCUGGUCAAACGAAAGAAGCAAUUAUUGCAAGUUUAACCGAGAGCGGCGCCGUUAACCAUGAUAAUAUAUUGUUCUAUUUCUCAGAUGGCGCGGCUAUUGGCACUUGGAUUGAAAACUUAAAAGGAACUUUAGCAUGGGCUAAAAAUCAAGCCGGCGUUCCAAACAUCUGCAGAAGUGUGUUAAGGAUCAACAAAAUCCAAGAAUCAACAGCAGAAGCUGAUGUUGAAGAUUACACUUCAUACUUAAUGUAA